Diaporthe citri is the source of this 576-nucleotide messenger RNA. RefSeq lists its product as uncharacterized. The coding region runs from base 1 to 576 and encodes 191 amino acids. The transcript has 5 exons. The record is from RefSeq and is a predicted model, not a curated record. Gene Ontology annotation, molecular function: proton-transporting ATP synthase activity, rotational mechanism. NCBI's taxonomy places the organism in Eukaryota, Fungi, Ascomycota, Sordariomycetes, Diaporthales, Diaporthaceae. Gene Ontology annotation, biological process: proton motive force-driven ATP synthesis.
AUGAACUCCCUCCGCAUCGCCUCCCGUGCAGCCCUCCGAGCGCGCCCGGCCGCCAUCCGGGCCCCUCUGCAGCGAAGAGGCUACGCCGAGGCCGUCAACGACAAGGCAAAUCAAGCUCAGCUUGACCCUCCCCCACCAGGUACGACGACGACAAAUUCUUAUCCCCCCGGAAGCAUCCUGCAGGCGAUGAUGUCCCUCUACAAGUCCCAGGAUGUCGUCCAGGUCAACCUCCCCGCUGAGUCUGGCGAGAUGGGUGUCCUCGCCAACCACGUCCCCUCAAUUGAGCAGCUGAAGCCCGGUCUGGUCGAGAUCGUCGAGGAGAGCGGCAGCAGCAAGCAGUUCUUCCUGUCCGGUGGAUUCGCCGUCGUCCAGCCCAACUCGGCCCUGAGCAUCAACGCCGUCGAGGCCUACCCCCUGGAGGACUUCAGCGCCGACGCCGUCCGCAACCAGCUCGCCGAGGCGCAGAAGGUUGCCAACGGCAGCGGCAGCGAGCAGGACAUUGCCGAGGCGAAGAUUGAGCUGGAGGCAAGUCUUGUCCCGCGUGUUCUCGAGACUCUGCAGGCUUCUCUGAAGUAG